Eurypyga helias (sunbittern) is the source of this 1887-nucleotide messenger RNA. RefSeq names its product Ras association (RalGDS/AF-6) and pleckstrin homology domains 1 (gene RAPH1). Gene Ontology annotation, biological process: signal transduction. The record is from RefSeq and is a predicted model, not a curated record. The transcript has 13 exons. NCBI's taxonomy places the organism in Eukaryota, Metazoa, Chordata, Aves, Eurypygiformes, Eurypygidae. Gene Ontology annotation, cellular component: cytosol; plasma membrane. The annotation marks the transcript as partial.
AUGGAGCAGUUAUCAGAUGAAGAACUUGACCAUGGUGCGGAAGAAGAUAGUGAUAAGGAAGAUCAGGAUCUGGACAAGAUGUUUGGGGCCUGGCUGGGGGAGCUGGACAAACUCACACAGAGUUUGGAUACAGACAAGCCUGUGGCACCAGUGAAGAGAUCACCUCUCCGUCAGGAAACCAAUCUUGCCAACUUCUCGUAUCGCUUCUCCAUGUAUAAUUUGAAUGAAGCCCUGAAUCAGGGGGAGACUGUGGAUCUAGAUGCCCUCAUGGCUGAUCUCUGUUCCAUAGAGCAGGAGCUCAGUAGCAUUGGGUCUCAUUCAGCAAACAAUGCUGCAGUGAAACGUCUUGCCACAGAAUCCAAAGCUCAGAAACCACCUGCUAGCCGGCCUUCUACUAAGCACAGCAGCAUGAAAGGAUUAUCCUCCUCAUCUGGUAAGGUGACUAAACCAUCACAUGCCAACGUAUCUUUGGAUGACAUCACUGCACAGUUAGAGAAGGCCUCUUUGAGCAUGGAUGAGGCAGCCCAACAAUCUGUUGCAGAAGACACCAAACCAUUAGUUACUGCUCAGCACAGGAGGACAGCAUCUGCUGGCACCGUGAGUGAUGCUGAAGUGCGCUCAAUCAGUAACUCCUCCCGUUCCAGCAUAACCUCUGCAGCUUCCAGCAUGGACUCCUUGGAUAUCGAUAAGGUGACAAGACCUCAGGAACUCGACUUGACAUCACAAGGGCAGCCAAUCACUGAGGAGGAACAGGCAGCUAAACUCAAAGCUGAGAAGAUCAGGGUUGCAUUAGAGAAGAUUAAAGAGGCACAAGUGAAAAAGUUGGUGAUCAGAGUCCAUAUGUCUGAUGACAGCUCAAAAACAAUGAUGGUGGAUGAGAGGCAGACAGUGAGACAAGUAUUAGACAAUCUGAUGGACAAAUCACAUUGCGGUUACAGUUUGGACUGGUCAUUGGUGGAAACUAUCUCUGAAUUACAAAUGGAAAGAAUCUUUGAAGAUCAUGAAAAUCUCGUUGAAAAUCUUUUGAACUGGACAAGAGAUAGUCAAAACAAACUAAUGUUUGUGGAACGUAUAGAAAAAUAUGCACUUUUCAAGAAUCCCCAGAACUAUCUUCUGGGGAAGAAAGAAACCUCUGAGAUGGCAGACAGAAAUAAAGAGGUGCUGCUAGAGGAAUGUUUCUGUGGAAGUUCUGUAACUGUGCCAGAGAUUGAGGGAGUUUUGUGGCUGAAAGAGGAUGGUAAGAAGUCUUGGAAGAAACGUUACUUUCUUCUUCGAGCUUCGGGAAUCUACUAUGUCCCUAAAGGGAAGGCAAAGGUCUCGCGGGAUCUCGUGUGCUUUCUGCAGCUAGAUCAUGUCAAUGUUUACUACGGACAGGACUAUCGGAACAAAUACAAAGCACCCACAGACUAUUGUUUAGUGCUAAAGCAUCCACAGAUCCAGAAGAAAUCCCAGUAUAUCAAGUAUCUCUGCUGUGAUGAUGUAAGAACUCUACACCAGUGGAUCAAUGGCAUCCGCAUUGCCAAGUAUGGGAAGCAACUAUACAUGAACUAUCAGGAAGCACUGAAGAGAACAGAAUCGGCAUAUGACUGGACUUCCUUGUCUAGCUCCAGUAUCAAGUCAGGCUCCAGCUCAUCUAGUUUGCCAGAAUCGCAAUCAAAUCAUUCUAAUCAGUCUGACAGCGGAGUGUCUGACACCCAGCCAGCUGGACAUGUCCGUUCCCAAAGUAUUGUCAGCUCCAUGUUCUCCGAGGCCUGGAAACGAGGCACUCAACUGGAGGAAUCCAGCAAGGCCCGAAUGGAGCCUGCAGGUCGGCCCUUAGCGUUGGUCACACCUCCUGUGUCCCCACAGACGAAAGUGGCAACCCCCUACGCAGCAUCGCAGCCGUCC